GGGGGGAAGUUUACAGUGCGCUGACGGACUUUUGCAGAGUUCGGUGUUGUGCGCUCACGCUCAAAACCUCCACUGGAAGUGCACGACUCCAGACUAGUAUACAUGCAAAUACAGCUAAGACUCCAGCUUCUCUCUGAACACAUCAGGCUUCGUUUCCUCACAAGCUUGAAUUCGCUUAUCCUUGUGGCUAAAUCUCAGGAGUGAAAUGGAUGUCAUCCCUAUGUGUAGCAUCUUCCAGGAGCUCCAAAUUGUGCACGACACUGGAUACUUUUCAGCUUUACCAUCUCUGGAAGAGUAUUGGCAGCAGACAUGUCUCGAGCUGGAGAGAUACCUCCAGAGCGAGCCUUACGUCUCAGCCACAGACCUUAAAUUUGAGACCCAGGAAGACUUGUGGAGCAAGCUGCUGCUUGCCUGCGGGGACAAGUCAAGUGAGUCGGACCCAAAGAUCACCCACAUUAAGGAGGAGGAAGACAAUCAGGAUAGCCAGAACCAUGAUGCUGGUGGUUUCAACUCCGAUGCCAGCAGCGAGGCCUCGGACAGCUCAGAGGAGCUCUCCCCUACCCUCGACUUCACCUCCAGCUCUUUAACUGAUAUUCUGGCCGACAACGGCGAUGACGUGGCCUCUGGCAUCAUCAGCACACCACCAUCCUCACCUGAGCUCGGCAAGGAGGGCUCUGUAGCCCAGACGUGGAUUGGGAUACAGACAGUGAUGCAUUCAACAGGGAAAAUAAGGGCUGGGGGCAUGGAGAGGAGCCUGGAAAGGUCAGGUCUGACCAGCGGGGAGGCAUCACCUGACGGGAGGAGGCGUGUGCACAGGUGUCACUUCAACGGAUGCAGGAAGGUGUACACCAAGAGCUCGCACCUCAAAGCACACCAGCGGACACACACAGGCGAGAAGCCUUACAGGUGUUCAUGGGAAGGCUGCGAGUGGCGCUUUGCACGAAGCGAUGAACUCACCAGACACUUCAGGAAGCACACUGGAGCAAAGCCAUUUAAAUGCAGUCACUGCGACAGGUGUUUCUCCCGUUCUGACCACCUGGCGCUGCACAUGAAGAGGCACAUCUAAGAUGGUCUUCAUGUUGAGAGCUCUGAGGGAUGAUUCGGGUUAAUUGUCCUGACCUGUGGAGAUCAGCGAGGCUGGUGUGUCCUGGGAGCGUUAACAGGGGCACCGUCGUGUUCCAGUCAGUGGAAAAACAUGAAGCAACGCAGGCUAUUAUUUGCACCAUACUUAGUGCCUCCAACACCUCGCUGUGGUGAUUGCUCUUGAAAGGCUUUUAUGGAGGAGCAGGAGGGCAAAAAGAGACUCCAAUAUGGGAAAGAUCUAGGCUGGAGAAGAUGGGAAGAGACUCUUCUGUAUGGUGUUCAACGCUUUAUUCCUGGAGAAAUUUGGGACUCCAGGGGUUGGGGUGCCAUUCCUCCACUGACAGUGUGUUUGCCUGUGCGCAUGGGGACUGUGAGUGCCUGCAACUGGAUGCCUGUGCUGGCUUUAUGGAGUGGAUGGAGCUUGCAUUGUGGAACUGCGAGUGAAUGACAUAGCAAGGGUGAUGUUAUACUCGGGAGGUUUAUUUUUCUUUUUGAGGGAGGGUUAUGUGUUGUCUCUCUAAGAAUGAAUGCAAGCAAAAAGUUCUGUCUGUCAUGACUGAUUCUGUCAGCUGUGGAGAGGAGUAGGGGGGUAGUUUAGUGGGGCUGAUUGGAUAGAGAUUGCCCCCUUUCUGCCUGGAGGUGAAACUACAGCUCCCUGUCUAAAAAUGGGAGGUUGUUUUGUUUAGUGCAGCUAUUAAAUGUGCAAUGUAUUACGUAGCCUGUCUCAAAACAUACACGCUAUAAAGCUCAUUUUGUUUUCCACUGUGUAAGCUUUGUAUCUUAAAAGGAAAAAAACAAAAACAACAACAAUUGUGCACAGUUAUUGCCAUUAUAUCAGAAGUUGCAUGGGAUCUGGGGAUGUGUUGCUCACCUUAUAGGACAACAAAAUUCCAUUCAAGAGCAGCUACCUUCAUAAUACUCAGUAUCAUAGUAUUGUACAAAACACAUAAGGCAGUCAUUUUGUUUUGCCAUAUUUUUCUUUCAUUCUCUUUAUAAAUUGGGGAUACCACUGUUUGCAAAUAUUUUGAUUGUGGGAUUUUUCUUCCUUUUUCUUCACUUUUGCUUUUCUCUUUUGUUCUGUCUGUAAAUGCACUGUUGACCUUACCGAUGCCUUAUGUAAGUGGCCUUGUCCUGUUGAAUAGAUCACUCUGUUAUACAUACACACAUACACCAAAUGACCAUUGCGAAUGCAGUUGUGCGUUAUUGAAUAGCUUUAUAAAGGCUCUGAUCCAUACAGUUGCACCUUUUGCCCUUUUCCCUUGCGACAAACUCCUCUAAACUCUUGAAUAUUAAAACAAAAGUAACUAUAUCAGCUUCAUAAUGACUGCCAUUUACACGUCUGUGUUAAAUAUAUCAUAGAUAUUUCAGAACUAAAUCAUAGUCUUCAAAAUUAUCCAGAUCUGAGACAGAAUUGUGGAGAACUUGGAAAAGCAAUUCACUUUUAUAUUGAUUUACUACUAUGUAGUAUACGAUUGCGUGGAUGCACUUCAGAUUAACUGUAACUUGCUGUCAAAGGUACAGAGUCUUGGAAGCACGUUCUCAUGAAAUGUUGUGUGGUCAGCCACCGAGAGUGGCAAAUCAAGAUUUACUGCAAAGGCAACAUUUACAUUGGGUCCAUUAUGUCAAGCAUAUACUCUCAAAAGCAAAGGAUGACUCAUUUAAAGUAGGCUAAUGACCACAUUCUCAGUCACGAGAGUGGUUUGAUAUUGGAUGUUUCGGGAAGUCUCACCUCCAAGGUGAGUCAGUGUCUUUACUCAGUUCUAGUUUUAACAGCCCACAAUCUGACUUUACGGUACAAAAAACCAGUCCAACCAGUUCAGCUGAGCUGUGUUUCAGAGCUAGAGGUCUGUGCUGGUAACCUAAGCUGAGACAAGGACAAGCUGUUUGUACCAACUUCACUAUGUUCAUGUUUCAACAUGGGUAACAUGACUUCGUCACACUUCUCAGUGAGCUGAAACAAAAAAA
Messenger RNA from Maylandia zebra (zebra mbuna), 3048 nucleotides. Its product is annotated as Krueppel-like factor 6. Gene Ontology annotation, biological process: regulation of transcription by RNA polymerase II. Gene Ontology annotation, molecular function: DNA-binding transcription factor activity, RNA polymerase II-specific; RNA polymerase II cis-regulatory region sequence-specific DNA binding. Lineage: Eukaryota; Metazoa; Chordata; Actinopteri; Cichliformes; Cichlidae. The record is from RefSeq and is a predicted model, not a curated record.